Messenger RNA from Malaclemys terrapin pileata, 4614 nucleotides. Its product is annotated as interleukin-1 receptor-like 2. The record is from RefSeq and is a predicted model, not a curated record. NCBI's taxonomy places the organism in Eukaryota, Metazoa, Chordata, Testudines, Emydidae. The transcript is spliced from 12 exons. Gene Ontology annotation, biological process: regulation of inflammatory response; signal transduction. Gene Ontology annotation, molecular function: interleukin-1, type I, activating receptor activity. The coding region runs from base 780 to 2474 and encodes 564 amino acids.
CUUCCCUCAUGAACCUGCGGCACAGCGCGCUGGGCGCCAGGGCACCGCCCAGCUGCUCCCUCACCACUUGCAGCCCGCUCCCAAGGCUGCGGCGUCCGUGCAGGGGGACUUGGUGCCUGGCCCCAGUCUCCGUGGUGGCGCCCGGGUUACCCCGCUGCCGCCUCGGGGGGCGCCAAAGGCGACGGGGCAAGGGUUGGCAGGCGGGAGCAGGGGCAGGCUCCCCGCAUGUGCUCCUAUCUCCCCACAGAGCGCUCGGCUUUCACCCAGCAUCCCCGAGCGCAGCCAGGCUGGAGUGUGCCCCGGCCGCCCCGUCUCCCCUCCCAGCAGUGCCUGCCGCGCACCCCAGAGAGCAGCAUCCCCGGGCUAGCUCGUGUCUGCUGGGCGGCAGCUGCCAGGGGCUGGCUCUCUCCCAACCAAGCUGAAGCGAGGGACCAGCUCUCUCCCGUCUCCACCCACAGAUAUGGGAAUCGUAUCCCCCCCAGCCAUCCAGAAGGACUAUCAAAAUAAAGAUGAGCCAUCAAGGAACAUCACAAUACAAAGGAUUGGUUAAUGGCCCUAUCCUACCUGGGAAAAGCUACAUGCAAGGAAGCUCAUCCUAUGGACUUGAAAACUGAAUGAAAGAAAUAGACAAAUUUCCUGUGACUUUAUCUCUCUUUGCUGUUUGAACUCUGGGAGGGCCAGAGACUGAGGCAGAUAUCCCCAGACACUUCGAAUUGACAGAUCUCUACAACUCUGUCACUCUAGUGAUUUAGAUGAUAACUCAUUUGUGUUAAAACGUAAUGGCUGCAGCUGUGUUUACCUGUAGUAUAAUCCUAGUGUUUAUCUCUUCAGUGAAGGCAGAGGAAUGCAUGGUACAUGAUGUGCUGCAUAGUCAAAGUUUGAUAUCUGUACUGGUAGGAGAACCUCUUACUGUUGAUUGUUUGUUAGAUAAAACACUGGCUCUUCAGCACAUGAAUUACAGCUUGACUUGGUAUAAAAGUGGGAGCAAAAUGCCUGUAACUCAAGUGAAACUUUCCAGAAUACAUCAGCACAAGAACUUGCUUUGGUUUAUGCCUGCAAUUUUAGAAGACUCAGGAUCCUAUGAAUGUGUCAUGCGGAAUUUAACAAGCUGCAAGAAAAUAUAUUUCAGUGUAAUCGUUUUCAAAAAUACUGCUGGUUUGUGUUUUAAUGGGGAUUUUCUCUAUGCUCAAGAGAUAUCCGCAUCAUCAAAUGCAAAGAUUGUGUGUCCUCAUCUAGACUAUUUCAGAGAUGAGAAAAAUACUUUACCCAUUCACUGGUAUAAGGAAUGUAAUCUGAUUGACAAUGAAAGAUUUCUAAAUCGGGAUGAUGAUCUCAUAAUAAAUAGUGCAAAUGUAAAUGAUUCAGGAAAUUACUCCUGCAAGAUGACAUAUAAUUAUAUGGACAAAGAAUAUAACAUUUCUCGAAACAUUUAUGUAACUGUUAUAGAGACCCCACUGAAGAAGAGAACUGAAAUUCUUUAUCCAAGAAACAAUACAAUUGAAGUGGAACUUGGGUCCAAUGUUGUUGUGGACUGCAACGUAUCAAGUUUUAAAGAUAAUUCAAUUGGAAUAUCCUGGAGAGUCAAUAAUACUUUAGUCAAUUUUUUGUUUAUGGGGAGAGUUCAAGAGGGAAAUCAAGAAGAUUCUUUCCCAGAUGGGUACUUAUUCUCUACAGUGACGCUCAACAUCACAGAAGUGAAGCAGGAGGAUUAUGGACGUCAGUUUGUGUGUCAUGCUGGUGAAGUUGCAGCCUACAUUGCAUUAAGACAGCCAGUUCGAAAUUUUCAAGGAUACUUGAUUGGAGGACUCCUUGCACCAGUGUUUGUAAUAGUUGUUGCCAUAUUAAUCUACAAGUAUUUCAAGAUUGACAUUGUGCUUUGGUAUCGAAAAUCCUGUCGUCCUUUUCUGAGUAAAGAAGUUUCAGAUGGGAAGAUCUAUGAUGCAUAUGUAUUGUAUCCAAAAAUCAACAAAGUAGAUUGCAUCUACACACCAGAUAACUUUGUGCUAAAGCUGCUUCCUGAGGUUUUAGAGAGACAGUGUGGCUAUAAUCUGUUUAUACUUGGAAGAGAUGAUUUACCAGGAAAAGCUGUGAUCAAUGUUGUUGAUGAAACCAUUAAGCAAAGCAGAAGGCUUAUAAUUGUAUUAGUACCAGAAUCGUCAAGUUGCAGUUUAUUACAGGAUAUCUUCGAACAGCAACUGGCUGUGUACAGCGCUCUUGUCCAGGAUGGAAUUAAAGUUAUUCUGAUUGAACUAGAUAAAAUAAAGGACUAUACGAACAUGCCAGAAUCGAUCAAAUACAUUAGGCAAAAGCAUGGGGUCAUCAGAUGGAAAGGAGACUUCACAGAGAAAUCUUAUUUAGCAAAUACAAAAUUUUGGAAAAAUGUCAGAUACCGAAUGCCACCCAGACGUCCAACUUCUUCAGAACUACACUUGCUGCCAACAGCCUUGAACACCUUUCAAACCACAGAAAGAUGAGGCAUAUGUCACUUUAAUGGCCCUGGGCAGCUCCAUUUUGAAAGCUGUCUUGGUGGAUUUUAUUAGAAUGCUGAUUGUGUACAUGGUAAAUGGACAAUUUCACGUAAAGCCUUUCAGGAUUGCAUUCACAGGUUAAAGAAAGCUAAUUAAUUAUCAUUCCGCUGUGCAUAGCUAGCCUGCAGGAUACGCAGUACUAUUCCUUCAGUGUUAUAUUAAUGACAACAUUAGAAUGACAGCAGAAAAGAAGCACCGAACACAGCAGAAACUCUGGGGAAAAAAUAAGCUUUUGAAAGGGCACUUUUAAGACCCUUCUUGAACAGUGUGUUUCUAGAAAAAAAACUGUAUUAAAGCAGAUUAAGUAUAAUGAACAUUCAGGUAUCUUUUAUGUUAACUGAGUCCAGAUUUAUAUUCUGAGUUUUGUUAGUGAUAUUUUAUGUCUUUAGCUUAGUAGUUUAACUACAAUUGCAGUAGUUAAAAGCGCAGUUCAUUAAUCUGUUCUUUAUCACGAACUUACUCAGUCCACCCAGGUUAGACCCUCUUCACCCUGCCACCAAGCACGGUCAGACAUUGUCAUGCAUAUCCUGAAAAAGCUCAUCUUACUCUGAACUGUAGAUCUUCAACUCCCAACAAAUACAUUUUUAAAUGAAUAUGAACAGUUCGAAAGAUGGAGGCAGUUCAGCUGAAAGAUGCCACAGUGAUUAGUUUUUAAGCAUAAUAUUACUGAACAUAUUUUAAAUGAUCUGGAAGAGGGGCAAAGGAUUAAACAGAUGUAAAAUGUUAAUUACUUCACUGAUAAUACUAAUUUGGGGUAUGAGGCAAGCACCAAGGAGCAUAAAGUAAACCUAUGAAGGCUGGAAAUCCAUGCGUAAAAUGAUACAAUUUAAUCUAAUAAGAUUCACUAAAAGCAUUACAAAAUAUACUGUACUGAACAGUCAGUGACCUGGCAUAAAGACAGACUAGGUGAUUGAAUAAGUCUCUUCCAUCUCCUAAUGUCUAAGAAUUGAUGAGAAGUGAUAGCAGUGUGUUUAAUAUUGAUCAGGUAUAAGUAUUAAGUUAAUGGAGCAAGUGUGGGGGUUUUUUUGGUUUGUUUUUUAAGAAAAUAUAUGCCAUAGUUGCAGCUGAUUUUUAAUAAAUUUCCAGUACUGUUUUGAGUCAAUUUUUGAAGCAAACUGCAGGGAUUUGAUGGUAUAAUUUCCUCUUGCAUAAAUUAUAAUGACUGCUAAAGCCUCUUACAGUUUUGUGGAAAAUAUAACCCUUUUGAAGCAGCGGUUUAUUGUUAAGCAAAUGAGACUGAUGUUGACCAGAACUACCACACAGAGGUUGCUGGCCAGCAGAGAUGGCAAGUUUUAGAAGUGAUACCUAUUUUGAGAAAAGGAGGCAGGAUUUUCAUUGACCUUUCCUGGCACAGUGGAGGAUUUAAUGUUUGCAGGUUGUAAUAGAGUAGUCUGUGUAUACUUAUCCAAAGUGUUCUGACUAAAACUGCUAAGAAAUUUAGUCUGCACUGGAGAGGACCACAAGGGCCUGGGAUAUGUUUAAGAUACAGGGAUUUACAACAACGAACUAGUCAAUGUAUUGGCCUUCAGUGGAUUACAGUGGAAGGAAAUUUGUAUUUUUGUAAAUGAUAGGAAAAAAUCAUGCUCUUGAAAUGAAGAGAAGAGUAGAGUUGCAAAGUGCACAUUGGUCAUGUGAGAAAUGACAACCUCUAGGGCAGGCCAGAGAAAACUGUAGUGAAAUUUGGGAGAUCAAAUAUUGAAUAUCUAAAUGUAUGGAUACUAUACUGACCUUCUGUUGAUCUACUGGUUGUCUUCUAAAUUAGCCAGAAAAAGUUAUUUCACUCUGAAACUAAUGCUUAAGUUCCCAUGAUUACAAUGGAACUACUUGCAAAAAUAGUUAAGUGUGUGUGUAAGUGUUUGCUUGCCUAGAGGUCUGUGACAAGGGGGACUCUCAAUGCAGAUAGAAGUUGGCUAUGUAAAAGAAGAGCUCUGACUCCUGACAUUAAAUUUGUAAUUGGUUUGAAAUUAACAAAUCCAACCCCUAGAAGUAUUGACUAUAGAUACAUGAAGCUUCACAGAAGACACUGCAUUGAUUGCUGGAUCAAUUCUUUUUUAAUACUGCUUAAUAAAGUAACUUGCUCAGGGUC